Messenger RNA from Aspergillus sclerotioniger CBS 115572, 1771 nucleotides. Its product is annotated as protein kinase domain-containing protein. Lineage: Eukaryota; Fungi; Ascomycota; Eurotiomycetes; Eurotiales; Aspergillaceae. The coding region runs from base 252 to 1487 and encodes 411 amino acids. Gene Ontology annotation, molecular function: ATP binding; protein kinase activity. Gene Ontology annotation, biological process: protein phosphorylation. The transcript has a single exon. The record is from RefSeq and is a predicted model, not a curated record.
GCUAUAGUCCUGCUAUUAAGGCUAUUGCAGCUGCGUCUUCCAACUCAUUUAGCAAUUCAGCAUAUAGUCACAGGAGCAGACGCCUCCGCUGUACAGCGACUUUCUCUUAUCGCUCUUUUCUCGACCGGAGAUCCCGGGCUUUCGGGGCUGAAGACCGAACUACUGUGUUGAUCUAAAGUCUUGCCUCCCCCGCUAUCUCUAUCUCCCCAGAAAUCUCACUGGAGGCAAAUUUCCCUCCAACGCCAUCCAUUAUGGCUGCUAAACAUAUGCCCUUCCCGCUGUCUGUUCGCACCCAACAUGAUAGCGACACCCAAAUACCGCUUCAUCUAGUGGUGCCUGGUCUGACCCCUCCGGUGACCCCAACGGUGGAUGAUGAGAGCCUUUCAGGCAGUGUUGCCACCCUUUAUUCCGGUGGCUCAAGUCCGUCUUUGUCUCCAGUUGACGGUAAAUUCAAAGAUGUUGAUGUGGAGGACCAAGCCGUGUCCACCUUUGACUCAUUCACAGAUGAGUUAGAAUACCACUGUGACGCUAGAGGCCGUCUGGUAGAGUUUGGCCGCGGUGUCUGGAGCGUGGUCUACAAAGCCUCGCCUUGUGAGCCCUUGAACGCUUAUCCACUCACGCCUCCCAGCUCUCCAGCUGUCAAAACCCCCACGGUAGCGGUCAAAUCCCCCGCAAGGCGGGAUGCACACCCGGUUCUGGACGCUGAAGCGCUUGCACUGACCCGAGUCAGCCGCGUGGCCGGGUCUGAGAACCACGUUGUCCCCUUCCAGGGAUAUAUCGCGGAUUCUCACUCGAUUAUCAUGUCGGCGGUCCCGUUAGCGCUCUCGACGUAUAUCGAAGAGAAGGCCGCCAUGGCCCUGAAGAAUCGGACCACCAGGACCAUGUUCGAGCCCGUUCAAGGCAUGGCCCAGUGGCACGAUCUUGCCAAGAAGCUCAUUACCGGCCUGUCCUGGCUCCACGAUGGGCCACGGAUGGUGCACGGUGACAUCAAGCCUCACAACAUCUUGCUACGCGCAUCGAGCAGCGACGAUUCGGAAUUCGACCACUUUCCCUACGACCCGCUGUUCGCUGAUUUUUCAUCCGCCCAUCCUAUCGUCAGCCCCUCCUCUCCGGAAGGGAGCAUGGGAACGGCUCUGACAGCCCUAACGCCGCCAUUUACGGCACCCGAGCUGUUAUCCGUCUCAUCCUUGACGUCCCCAGAUGUAGCGCCAACCCCUGAAUCCGACGUUUUCUCUCUCGCCGUUACUCUCCUGGCUGCCGCUACCGGCGACUUACUUCUGUACCCGGGUACCAGCCACAUUCAACGCUUGGCCAUGGCCCGUGAAGGCCACCGCGUGAUUGAGUUUGCCCGCUCCGGGCCGAACGGGUCUCGCGUCCCUCGUAACGGGAUCGUCGAGCAGAUCAUCAAACCAGCCAUUGCCAAAGACCCGAGCCAGCGCAUCAAACCGGACGAAUGGGUGACGCUCGUCAAGUCUAUCACUAUCUAACUUUGAGCUGCGCGGUCCUUGGUUAUCAUCCCGCCUUGCUUAUCUCGGACUAUUUCCUUUGAAUUUUCUCUUAUCUUCUGAUCUGUCUAAUCUGUUUAACUUUUAUCCUACCCCCACUUUCUAAUUUAUCAGGCACCCGCCUGCUGCUUAUUUAUCUUUAUCUUCUUGUUUCUCUUUUUCAUCUUGUUUAUUUUUAUCUAUACAUAAACCUCAAAGAUACCCGUUAGAUAGAUGUGCAAACGAAACCAGAUUACACUCCGCUAAUUGACAAUCUCCUGGAAAUU